CCCGGAUUUGGGACCCGGUCUCCGGAAAAAUCCGGCCGGAUCCGGUCCGGUGCUGGGCACUAAUCAAAAACAAUACGUCAACUAAAGCAUUCCUUCAAAAAAUCUAUAGGAAAUUUUCUCACAAAAAAAAGUUAGGCGCACGAAAGAAAAUGUAAAAUAAGGAGAGUAAAUAACCAUUCGACUUGAAUUACAUUUUUAGCAAUAAUGAUGUGAAUAGAUAAAAGUCAAAGUUUAUUCUGACAUUUAUUUAUUCUCUUUUCGUUAAUCUUUAGAUUUUUCCUUAUUUUUCUCUUUAUUUUGCUUAAGUUUUAGAGUUAAUUAUGUCCAGCUUCAAGAAAUUAGCGAUUGACCAAACCGCUAUCGGAGGCAAACGUGUCUUAAUGCGCGUAGAUUUCAACGUUCCAAUAAAGGAUGGAAAGGUGGCCAACAAUUUGCGUAUUGUGUCAGCUUUGCCUACAAUUCAGUAUGCAAUUAACAAUGAGGCUAAAUCAAUUGUUCUGAUGAGUCAUUUGGGUCGACCGGAUGGAAUGCGUCAAGAAAAGUAUUCGUUAAAGCCAGUCCACACAGAAGUGGAGAAGUUGUUGGGCAGAUCCGUUAAAUUCCUCAAUGACUGCGUUGGUGCCGAAGUUGAGGCUCAAACAGCAAAUCCGGAUACUGGAACGAUCAUUCUUUUGGAGAAUUUGCGUUUUCAUGUCGAGGAAGAAGGAAAAGGAAAAAAUGCAGCGGGAGAAUCGGCAACCAAAGAAGCUGUAGAGGCGUUUCGUGCAUCGCUCUCAAAGCAUGGCGACAUUUAUGUGAAUGAUGCUUUUGGAACCGCACAUAGAGCUCAUAGUUCAAUGGUUGGCUGUUCGAUCAAUCCUCGCGUUUCUGGAUUUCUGAUGAAAAAAGAAUUGGAAUACUUUGCAAAAGCACUUGAUCAACCACAAAAACCGUUCCUUGCUAUCCUUGGUGGGGCCAAAGUCGCGGAUAAAAUCCAAUUGAUCAACAAUCUGUUGGACAAAGUGCAGGAGAUGUGCAUUUGUGGAGGAAUGGCCUUUACAUUUUUGAAGGUGCUGAAUGGGAUGGAGAUUGGUAAAUCUUUGUUUGAUGAGGAAGGCGCUAAAAUUGUGGGUGAUCUAAUGGCAAAGGCUAAGGAACGUAAUGUGAACAUGCAUUUACCGGUUGAUUUUGUUUUUGGCGACGAGUUUAAAGAAGACACUCCGCAUGGAAUUGUUGAUGCUAAAUCGGGAAUUCCAGAGGGAAAAAUGGGACUCGACAUUGGGCCAGAGAGCACAAAGAAAUUCGCUCAAGUAAUCACUUCUGCAAAAACUGUGCUUUGGAAUGGGCCGGCCGGUGUUUUUGAGUGGUCGAAUUUUGAUCAGGGAACUAAAGGUCUUUUGGAUGCAAUUAUUGAAGCAACGAAGGCUGGUGCAAUUACAAUUAUUGGUGGAGGUGACACCGCGACUGCAUGCGAGAAGUGGAAAGCUGAGGAUAAAGUUAGCCAUGUGAGCACUGGAGGAGGUGCAAGUUUGGAGUUGCUUGAGGGCAAAAUUCUUCCCGGUGUCGAAGCAUUGACUGAUCUUUAG
Molecule: messenger RNA, 1565 nt
Organism: Meloidogyne enterolobii
Lineage: Eukaryota; Metazoa; Nematoda; Chromadorea; Rhabditida; Meloidogynidae
Source: the annotation of a GenBank genome assembly